AUGAUAAUGACGCCAUCAAAGAAAUACGCCCGCCUCAUCAUCCCAUGGGAAGGGACAAAACAAAAGCUCGAGCAAGAGGAAAAGGAAAAGCAACAUCGUCAAAUUCGAUAUUCGCUGUUAAUGAAAGAAGUGAGACACGUCGACCCCGAAGAUCAGGAGGCGGCUAAAGCGGUGAAGGAGUCGAUUCACGAAAAAUAUAAGUUAAACAGCAAAUGGAAUUUCGAUGUUAGGUAA
Molecule: messenger RNA, 234 nt
Organism: Lactuca virosa
Lineage: Eukaryota; Viridiplantae; Streptophyta; Magnoliopsida; Asterales; Asteraceae
Source: the annotation of a GenBank genome assembly